Molecule: messenger RNA, 1997 nt
Organism: Symphalangus syndactylus (siamang)
Lineage: Eukaryota; Metazoa; Chordata; Mammalia; Primates; Hylobatidae
Gene: POLR1G
Product: RNA polymerase I subunit G
Biological process (GO): transcription by RNA polymerase I
Cellular component (GO): RNA polymerase I complex
Molecular function (GO): RNA binding
Source: RefSeq, a predicted model, not a curated record
CACGUUGAAAUUUCCCCCAGUUUUUCCUGCAGAACGAGAGUCGAGCGAUGCCUACCCCCGCGCUCCUGCACCAGUUGGGCGCUCCCGGAUGAGGCCCUACCCCUUUGGAUCCACGUGGUCUGCAACCUGGUGCGAGCGGCCCGGGCUACCGGGUUGCCUGUGGUGUGGGUCCCGGGAUGGAGGAGCCUCAGGCCGGCGGUGAGCAUGCUGCUCGGUUCCCUUGUCCCCCCAAUUUUACCGCGAAGCCCCAAGCCUCAGGGUCCCCUCGUUUCUCCUUGGAGGCGCUGACGGGUCCAGAUACGGAGCUGUGGCUUAUUCAGGCCCCUGCAGACUUUGCCCCAGACUGCUUCAAUGGGCGGCAUGUGCCUCUCUCUGGCUCCCAGAUUGUCAAGGGCAAGUUGGCAGGCAAGCGGCACCGCUAUCGAGUCCUCAGCAGCUGUCCCCAGGCUGGAGAAGCGACCCUGCUGGCCCCCUCAACGGAGGCAGGAGGUGGACUCACCUGUGCCUCAGCCCCCCAGGGCACCCUGAGGAUCCUUGAGAGUCCCCAGCAAUCCCUGUCAGGGAGCCCUCUGCAGCCCAUCCCAGCAAGUCCCCCACCACAGAUCCCUCCUGGCCUGAGGCCUCGGUUCUGUGCCUUUGGGGGCAACCCACCAGUCACAGGGCCUAGGUCAGCCUUGGCCCCCAACCUGCUCACCUCAGGGAAGAAGAAAAAGGAGAUGCAGGUGACGGAGGCCCCAGUCACUCAGGAGGCAGUGAAUGGGCACAGGGCCCUGGAGGUGGACAUGGCUUUGGGGUCCCCAGAAAUGGAUGUGCGGAAGAAGAAGAAGAAAAAAAAUCAGCAGCUGAAAGAAGCAGAGGCGGCAGGACCUGUGGGGACAGAGCCCACAGUGGAGACACUGGAGCCUCUGGGAGUGCUGUUCCCAUCCACCACCAAGAAGAGGAAGAAGCCCAAAGGGACAGAAACCUUCGAGCCAGAAAACAAGACAGUGAAGCCGGAACAGAUUAACACUGAGCCUCUAGAAGACACAGUCCUGUCCCUGACCAAAAAGAGAAGGAGGCAAAAGGGGACGGAAGGGAUGGAGCCAGAGGAGGGGAUGACAGUUGAGUCUCAGCCACAGGUGAAGGUGGAGCCACUGGAUGAAGCCAUCCCUCUGCCCCCUACAAAGAAGAGGAAAAAAGAAAAGGGACAGAUUGCAAUGAUGGAGCCAGGGACGGAGGCGAUGGAGCCAGUGGAGCCAGAGAUGAAGCCUCUGGAGUUCCCAGGGGGGACGAUGGAGCCUCAACAGCCAGAAGGAGUGGAGCCUCAGGCCCAGGCAGCUCUGGCAGCUCCCAAAAAGAAGAGGAAGAAAGAAAAACAGCAAAAUGCCACAGUGGAGCCAGAGCCAGAGCCAGAGGUGGUGGAGCCUGAGCUGUCGGAUGACCUUGAGCCUCAGGCAGCUCCCGCAUCCACCAAAAAGAAGAAGAAGAAAGAGAGCGGUCACACAAUGACUGAGCUGAUUCAGCCACUACAGCUUGAACUGCCAGGGGAGGGACAGCCUGAGGCCAGGGCAACUCCGGGAUCCACCAAGAAGAGGAAGAAGCAGAGUCAGGAAAGCCGGAUGCCAGAGACAGUGCCCCAAGAGGAGAUGCCAGGGCCACCACUGAAUUCAGAGUCUGGGGAGGAGGCUCCCACAGGCCGGGACAAGAAGAGGAAGAAGCAGCAGCAGCAGCCUGUGUAGUCUGCCCCCGGGAAACUGAGGAACUAAAGAAAGCUGAAGGUGCCCACCUGGGCCACCAGAAGGUGACACCCCCAGAACCCGUCCCCAGAGACUGCACCAGCGCAGCCAGCCUGGCCUGGGAGGAUGCUUUAUUAUUACACCGGGGGUCUCCUUGGCAGCUGGGGUCAUCAGGGUACUUUCAGGAAGGGCUCGUGCAGGACAUCAAACAGCCUCCGGGCCUGGAUGGGAGGGAGAAAAAAAUGAGGAACCAGUCAUUAAAGGAGCUGUUUCCUGGGUAAA